Messenger RNA from Daldinia childiae, 1266 nucleotides. RefSeq names its product putative lustrin a-like protein. The transcript has a single exon. The record is from RefSeq and is a predicted model, not a curated record. Bases 1 to 1266 code for a protein of 421 amino acids. Lineage: Eukaryota; Fungi; Ascomycota; Sordariomycetes; Xylariales; Hypoxylaceae.
AUGAAGUCCGCAACUGUAGCUUUCGGCCUCUUCGCCGGUAUGGCCUCGGCUUCUUACCACCAACCCCGUCACUUCCACUGGCGACGAAAUGAUACUGCUCCCGGGCAGUACCCCGUUGAAUCUUCAACUACCCUAACCGUCGCCAUCACCACCGUCCACACUAUUACCUCGUGUGCUCCUACUGUCACGAACUGCCCGGCCGCCACCGGCAACAGCACCGGCCCUGCCGUCGUCACCGAGGUCAUCGAUCUUACCACUACCGUCUGCCCCGUCACUGCUAUCGAGUCUGUUUCCAAGUCUCUAGUCGGUGCUCACAGCAGUGGUCUCAUUUCCGGCUCCACCCGCACCGUCACUUUUACUCCCGCACCUACCACCUCCACCAGCGGUAACUCUCCUGAGGCUACCCAGCCCAGCAAUGGCGCCGGCGUUUCUGUUUACCCUACUCUUAGCACCGUCGACCAGACCGUCAGCAUCACUGUCGGCCCCGAGAGCUCUCGAUCUGUUUUGGUCACUACCCUAAAGUCCACCCUCACCCAGAUGGUUACAGUUACUGCUGUUCCUAUCCCCGAAUCUAGCUCGGACAGUGGUAACAACAAUGGCAAUGGUAACGGCUCUGGCUCCGGCUCCGAUGUUAGUAGCGAGGCUACUACCACCACCACCCGAACUUCCACUGGUACUCGCACCGUCACCGUUACUCCUGUCGAGACCUCCACUGCUGUCAAGGCUGAGGAGACUGGCUCUGGUAACGAUUCCGGAAACGGCAAUGGUAACGGCGCUGGCGAGUGCGUUGCCACCACUGUCACCGUUACCGAGACCCAACCUGCCAGCACUGUCUACAUCACCGCCCCUGCUCCUGAGGCCACUGGUGCUAAGCCCGUCACCUCCGAGUCUGCCUCUGCCUCUGCCCCUGUCUCUGCUUCCGAGUCUGCUGCUGCUACCACUACCGGCACCCCUUCGACCGGCAGCGGUGAGGGUGGAGAUGAGGGUGAGGAUGUGGGUGAUGACUGCCCCCCUGAGGAGAGUGAGACUGGCGUCGUAACUGCUACUGCCACCGCAACUGUUGUCCCCUACCCCACUGGCAGCGGCAACGGAAAUGGAACUGCACCUAUCUACCCUACCGGCACUGCGCCCAGCGUCCCUAUCGGCACUGGUUCCGCCCCUAGUGUUCCCAUCGGCACUGGCUCUGCACCCAGUGUCCCCGUUGGUACUGGUUCUGCCCCCAGCUAUCCAACCGGUACUGCCAUCCCCACCGUCGUCCUCCGGUAA